AUGAAUAAUGAAUUUAAAAAUUUGGAUAAGCUUAGAAAAUGCAAGGCUAGAGAAAAUGAAACACCUGAUCAAAGAGAAGUGUGUCUCGCCCAAGAACGUGAACAAAAACACCAAAAAGAGCUACUAAAUCAGCAGGAAAAGCAUGAUUGUAUUACAAUGCAACAAAGACCCGAACAAAUAGAAA
Messenger RNA from Racocetra persica, 184 nucleotides. The record is from the annotation of a GenBank genome assembly. Lineage: Eukaryota; Fungi; Glomeromycota; Glomeromycetes; Diversisporales; Gigasporaceae.